Rhincodon typus (whale shark) is the source of this 1820-nucleotide messenger RNA. It is a transcript of the gene sim1a, whose product is annotated as SIM bHLH transcription factor 1a. Gene Ontology annotation, biological process: regulation of transcription by RNA polymerase II. Lineage: Eukaryota; Metazoa; Chordata; Chondrichthyes; Orectolobiformes; Rhincodontidae. Bases 171 to 1820 code for a protein of 549 amino acids. Gene Ontology annotation, molecular function: DNA-binding transcription factor activity, RNA polymerase II-specific; protein dimerization activity; RNA polymerase II transcription regulatory region sequence-specific DNA binding. The record is from RefSeq and is a predicted model, not a curated record. The transcript has 11 exons. Gene Ontology annotation, cellular component: cytoplasm; transcription regulator complex; nucleus.
CAUAUUUAGUUCUGUUGAAAACGGGGGAGUUACUCCCCACCCCUUCAAAAACAGUUAAUUUUGACAUAUAUGCUGGUUUUCACACGUGGUGUUAAAACCACAACCGUUUCUUUUCUUGGGGGAAUGAACCUAUGGCAGCCACGCUGUAAGAAGAGGGAACAGAAAACGAAAUGAAGGAAAAGUCUAAAAAUGCUGCCCGGACUAGACGGGAGAAGGAAAACAGCGAGUUUUACGAACUGGCCAAAUUACUACCGCUGCCAUCUGCAAUAACCUCCCAGCUCGACAAAGCCUCCAUCAUAAGACUGACAACGAGCUAUUUAAAAAUGAGAGUGGUUUUCCCUGAAGGUCUGGGAGAGGCCUGGGGCCAGACCAGUCGCACUGGCCACUUGGAUAACGUCAGCCGAGAAUUGGGGUCCCACCUGUUGCAGACCCUGGACGGCUUUAUUUUCGUGUUGGCCCCGGAUGGGAAAAUUAUGUACAUCUCGGAGACGGCGUCAGUUCAUUUGGGACUGUCACAGGUGGAGCUGACUGGAAACAGUAUUUAUGAGUACAUCCACCCUGCUGAUCAUGAUGAAAUGACUGCAGUUCUAACAGCUCACCAGCCCUACCACUCUCAUUUUGUUCAAGAAUAUGAAAUUGAACGGUCUUUCUUUGUGAGGAUGAAAUGUGUCUUGGCAAAGAGGAAUGCUGGUUUAACCUGUGGUGGUUACAAGGUUAUCCACUGCAGUGGCUAUCUAAAGAUUCGUCAGUACAGCCUAGACAUGUCUCCUUUUGAUGGUUGCUACCAGAAUGUUGGAUUGGUGGCAGUUGGCCAUUCAUUGCCCCCAAGUGCUGUGACAGAAAUCAAACUGCACAGCAAUAUGUUCAUGUUUCGAGCUAGCCUUGACAUGAAACUGAUAUUUCUUGACUCCAGGGUAGCUGAACUGACAGGCUAUGAACCUCAGGAUUUAAUAGAAAAAACUCUUUAUCAUCAUGUCCAUGGAUGUGAUACGUUUCACUUGCGCUGUGCUCAUCACUUGUUGCUUGUCAAAGGACAGGUAACAACAAAAUAUUACCGCUUCCUUGCAAAGCACGGAGGUUGGGUGUGGGUUCAGAGCUAUGCAACAAUAGUCCACAAUAGCAGGUCAUCUAGGCCCCACUGCAUCGUUAGUGUCAACUACGUUCUCACGGAUGCUGAAUACAAGGGGUUGCAACUGUCGCUUGAUCAAGUAACAGCAACAAAACCAUCCUUUUCAUACGCAAACUCAACCCCAACCAUCACGGACUCCAGGAAGACAAGCAAGUCCCGUCUUAGCCGAACAAAAUCCAAACCAAGAACAUCACCUUAUCCUCAGUAUUCUGGAUUUCACAAAGAAAGAUCUGAAUCGGACCAUGAGAGCCAAUGGGGAGGAAGUCCACUCACAGACAAUGCUUCCCCACAACUGAUGGAUCAUACAGAAGGGUCACAGCCACAUUCACAGCACGACAUUAUAUCCUGCGCCUACGGACAGUUUUCUGACAGAAAUUCUUUGUGCUAUGGCUUUGCCCUCGAGCACUCCAGAUCGGUGGAGGAAAGGCAGUCCCACUUCCACACAUCGCCGUGUGAGGGUGGAAGGUGCGAGGCAGGCAGAUACUUUCUUGGGGGCUCGCAAUCUGGAAGAGAGAAUUGGUGGAACUCCUCCCGUAUGACACUUGCUCUGACUAAGUCAUCUCCAGAGAGCAGGGAGGGAUAUGAAAACAGCAUGCCACACAUAGCUACUAUUCCCAGUAUUCAUGCUGCAUUGUUGAAGCUGUUUGAGAUAUCUGUGAAUUCAAUGACUCACUGCUGGCAAAUAAGAUGA